AUGGUGGAAGAUGCCAAAGAGCCAUUUACUCGAAGUAAAAAAAAAAGGGUGAUGCCUAAGUGUUACCAGCACAUCCUAGCCUUAGCAUUUGCAGUAAAUGAGAUCAACGAAAACUCUCACAUCUUACCCAACUACACCUUGGGCUUCCACAUCUAUGACAGCAAUGAUAAUGCAAGGAAGACCUAUCAUGCCACAAUGCUGCUUUUAUCCACACUGGAGAAAUUUGUCCCCAACUAUAUAUGUGAUAUCCAGAAUAAUCUGACAGCUGUCAUUGGGGGACUUGACACUGAGAUCUCCCUUCAUGUGGCAACCAUCUCACAUAUCUAUAAAAUUCCACAGCUCACAUAUGGGCCUGCUCCAGUGAUGAGUGAUAAAAUCCCAGGAUAUUCCUUCUACCAGAUGGCCCCCCAGGAACACCAACAGUUUGCAGGGAUCCUCUCUUUGCUUCUACAUUUCAAAUGGACAUGGGUUGGGGUUGUUGUGAUGGAUAAUGACAAUGGAGAAAGAUUUGUUCAAACUGUUCUCCCAAUGUUUACAAAAAGUGGUAUCUGCUUUGCUUUUGUAGGAAGAAUCCCAAAAGUUACUUUUGUCAGUAACUCAGAUAAUAUUCUCGAACAAGGGGGGAAAGUGCAUGAUGAAAUAAUGGCUAGUAAAGCUAAUGUUGUGGUGCUCUAUGGAGAAUCUUACUCAAUGGCAUUUUUUAGGUGGAUUCCAUAUCUAAAGGGCAUUACACAAGUGGCUAUGAGUGUAAAAGGAAAAGUAUGGAUAACAACAGCCCAGAUGAUGUUCAUUGCAUAUAGCAUUCAAAGGAAUUUGAAUUUAGAUAUGUUCCAGGGCACUUUAUCUUUUGCAAUUCAUUUGAAUGACGUAGAAGGAUUUCAGCAAUAUGUCAAGAGCCAAAAUCCAUCCAUUACAGAUGGAGAUGGUUUUAUCAGGGACUUCUGGCAACAGGCCUUUGGCUGUGAAUUCCUAGAUUCCAUGGAUAAUAAAAUGGAGGGGGAUAUUUGCACUGGGGAAGAAAAGCUGGAGAGCCUUCCUGGGGACUUAUUUGAAAUGAGCAUGACAGGUCAUAGCUAUAGUAUCUACAAUGCUGUUUAUGCUGUGGCCCAUGCUUUACAUGUGAUGUCUGCAGGUCGGCUUAGACACAGAGGACUGGUGCACAAAAGGAAACAGAAGAAUUGGAGCCAGCAGUUCUGGAAGCUCCACUACUUUCUGAGAAGUGUCUCCUUUAACAACACUGCAGGGGAUGAGGUCUCCUUCAGUGAAAAUGGCGAGGUAGUAUUUGGCUUGGACGUUAUCAACUGGAUUAUUUCAUCCAACCACUCCCUUACUAGAGUGAGGGUUGGAAGGAUGGAUUCACAGGCUCCUCCAGACAAAGCAUUUACCAUUGAUGAAGAUGCCAUAAUGUGGCACAGCUGGUUUAACCAGACUCAGCCUCAUUCUGUAUGUACUGUGAGUUGUCAACCUGGAUCUAGCAAGAAAGUGAAGGAGGGGAAGCCAUUUUGCUGCUACAAUUGCAUCCCAUGUCCAGAGGGGAAGAUUUCAAACAAAGAGGAUAUGAAUGACUGCAAUAAAUGCUCAGAUGAAAACUAUCCUAGUGAGAACCAGGAUGUGUGUAUUCCCAAGGACAUAAACUUCUUGUCUUAUGCAGAACCUUUGGGCAUCAGUUUAGCCUUCCUGGCUCUUUUCUUUGCUUUGAUCACAGCACUGGUAUUGCUAACAUUUCUGAAGAACCACAACACACCCAUUGUCAAAGCCAACAACCGAAUCCUCACCUACAUUCUCCUCAUCAACCUUCUGUUCUGCUUCUUUUGUGCAUUAUUGUUCAUUGGCCAACCUAAGAAUGUGACUUGUCUCCUUCGGCAAACUGCUUUUGGAAUCAUCUUCUCAGUUGCUCUUUCCAGUGUGCUGGCAAAAACCAUCACUGUGGUUCUGGCUUUCAUCACCACCAAACCAGGAUCCAGAAUGAGGAAGUGGGUGGGGAAAAGACUGACCAGUUCCAUUGUUUUUUCAUGCUCCCUUCUUCAAAUAGGCAUAUGUAUUGUGUGGCUGGCAACAUCUCCCCCAUUCCCAGAUGCUGACAUGCACUCGGUGACUGAACUAAUUAUACUAGAAUGUAAUGAGGGGUCUGUGACUAUGUUUUACUGUGUUCUUGGCUACAUGGGCUUCCUGGCAAUUGUGAGUUUCAUUGUGGCUUUUCUUGCCAGAAAGUUACCUGACAGCUUCAAUGAAGCAAAGUUCAUCACUUUCAGCAUGUUGAUCUUUUGCAGUGUUUGGUUAUCUUUUAUUCCAUCCUACCUGAGUGCCAAGGGGAAAUACAUGGUUGCUGUGGAGAUCUUCUCUAUCUUAGCCUCUGGUGCUGGAUUGCUGAGUUGCAUCUUUUCCCCCAAAUGCUAUAUUAUUUUGUUGAGACCUGAGCUAAAUAACAGGAAACAACUAAUAAGAAUUAAAAAAUGA
Messenger RNA from Podarcis muralis (Common wall lizard), 2457 nucleotides. The record is from RefSeq and is a predicted model, not a curated record. NCBI's taxonomy places the organism in Eukaryota, Metazoa, Chordata, Lepidosauria, Squamata, Lacertidae.